This is a messenger RNA of Linum trigynum, 1176 nucleotides long. The record is from the annotation of a GenBank genome assembly. Lineage: Eukaryota; Viridiplantae; Streptophyta; Magnoliopsida; Malpighiales; Linaceae.
AUGGCUCAAGAAGUUGUGAACCCAGAUGAGCAGGUUGUUCUUGGAGAAGAGAUAGACCGUGUAAGGCUGCUCACGUUGAACCGGCCUCGUCAAUUGAAUGUUAUCUCAUCGAAAGUGGUAUCUCUGCUGGCAGAUUUUCUGGAGAAAUGGGAGAAAGACGAUAAUGUACACCUUAUACUGAUCAAGGGUGCUGGACGUGCAUUUUCUGCUGGUGGGGAUCUGAAAAUGUUCUACGAUGGCAGGACUUCAGAGGAUUCUUGCCUUGAAGUGGUCUAUAGAAUGUACUGGCUUUGUUAUCAUAUCCAUUCAUAUAAGAAAACGCAGGUGGCUCUUGUCCAUGGGAUUUCCAUGGGUGGAGGUGCAUCCUUCAUGGUCCCAAUGAAGUUCUCUGUGGUGACCGAGAAAACGGUAUUUGCAACUCCAGAAGCGAGUAUUGGAUUUCACACUGAUUGUGGGUUCUCCUACAUGCUUUCACGCCUCCCUGGGUACCUAGGAGAGUUCUUGGCAUUGACUGGAUCAAGGCUUAAUGGGAAGGAACUAGUGACGGUUGGCAUGGCGACCCAUUUUGUCCCAUCAGAGAAAUUGCCUGAACUGGAGAAGCAUCUGAUCAACUUGAACUCCGGUGGUAUAGAUGCUGUCAACUCAGUCAUUGAGGAAUUCUCAGAGGACAUCCAGCUUGGCGAAGAUAGUUUAUUAAGCAAGCAGUCAGUGCUGGAUGAAUGCUUUUCAAAGGAGACGAUAGUUGAUAUCAUCAAAUCAUUAGAAGCAGAGGCAAGCAAGGAAGGAAAUGGAUGGAUAGUUCCAAUUCUCAAAGGAUUGAAAAGAUCAUCCCCCACAGGACUUAAGGUCACGCUUCGAUCGGUACGCGAAGGAAGGAAGCAAGCAUUGGGUGAAUGUCUCAAGAAAGAGUUCAGAUUGACAAUGAACAUAUUGAGAACGAAAAUCUCUGGUGAUGUCUAUGAGGGUAUAAGGGCUUUGACUGUCGACAAGGAUAAUGCUCCCAAGUGGGAUCCACCGACUUGUGAAGAAGUUGAUGAUUCCAAGGUGGAUGACGUGUUCCGCCCAUUUGCAAUGGACUUAGAGCUCCAAAUUCCGGAGAAGGAAGAAAACAGGUGGAAUGGCAAGUAUGAGAACUCGGUGUAUGCGACUUCAAGAGCCACAGGCACGGCGAGGUGA